GGACGUCAAGAUGCCAUUACUAACAGCAACAGAAGAACUGCAGAGGCAAGAAGACGAGCAAAAUGAGGCGUGGCGUUCUUCAGUUCGGCAGAUCUGAGAGAAUGAUUGACGUGAGGAUCUGGCGUAAAAGGAGGCGGGGCGAGCAAUGAUGCAAAUCAUGUUAUGUUGAUGUAACUUACAUACUCGCGGUCUCAGCACACACGAAGCCGCUGCUCCAGGUGAUCGCGAAGUGCUGAGGACAACGUAAGCCAGGUAAAGUGGUCUACCCGAGAUCCAUCUCGUUGAGAUUGUGUGUAUCCAUGCAUGUUUGAAGAGGUUUAGGAUCAGGAUGGAUGUGGAGGAGACUGGAGCAGGUCAGAUGGAGGCAGCGGCCCCAGAGGAAGAGGCACCAGCUCCCAAACGCGGGAGAGGACGACCUCGCAAACAACCACAGGAACCUGUUGAAACCUCUGCUCCCAGGAGGCCGAGAGGAAGGCCGAGAGGCAGUAAAAAUAAAGGCCAGCGGGUCACAGCCAAAGUAGAGCCACCUAGAGAACGGAGACCUCGAGGUAGACCAAGAAAAUGGCCUCAGAAGACCAUUCAUCAGGAAGAACAGCAGCCUCAUCCUGCGGUUCAAGGGACAGAGUCAACAGAGGAGCCCCCCAUUCAGACUCUGCCCGCUGAGCUACCAUCGCAGGAGAGUGACUAAAACUACCUCAGUGUUGACUUUGAUACUACGUCAGGGGUAAAUCUCAAUGCCUCCAUGUACUCUGUAAAGAGUGAAUAUGUGCCAGUGCUCAAAUUGCGCCCAAAAUUGAGGACUCUCUUUGUGCCCUGGGCAAGUUCAGACUACAUUUGUCAAAAGUGACCCUAAAAUCUGUAUACUUCCAUCACAAGUCUUUAUGGUGAACACCUGUCUGCAAGUUACACUGCCAUUUUAAGAACUGAAAAUAAUAUCUUCUCUUUAUUAUGUGGAUUCUUAAUGGAACGGUUUACCCAAAAAAAAAAGUACUCAUCCUCAGGUCUUCC
This is a messenger RNA of Sinocyclocheilus rhinocerous, 1008 nucleotides long. Its product is annotated as high mobility group protein HMGI-C-like. Bases 329 to 688 code for a protein of 119 amino acids. The record is from RefSeq and is a predicted model, not a curated record. Gene Ontology annotation, molecular function: DNA binding; transcription coregulator activity. NCBI's taxonomy places the organism in Eukaryota, Metazoa, Chordata, Actinopteri, Cypriniformes, Cyprinidae. Gene Ontology annotation, cellular component: chromatin; nucleus. The transcript is spliced from 6 exons. Gene Ontology annotation, biological process: regulation of DNA-templated transcription.